This is a messenger RNA of Lytechinus variegatus (green sea urchin), 5023 nucleotides long. RefSeq names its product ubiquilin-1-like. The coding region runs from base 54 to 1823 and encodes 589 amino acids. The transcript has 13 exons. Gene Ontology annotation, cellular component: cytosol. Gene Ontology annotation, biological process: ubiquitin-dependent protein catabolic process. The record is from RefSeq and is a predicted model, not a curated record. NCBI's taxonomy places the organism in Eukaryota, Metazoa, Echinodermata, Echinoidea, Temnopleuroida, Toxopneustidae. Gene Ontology annotation, molecular function: polyubiquitin modification-dependent protein binding.
GACAAAUUCGGUCAGAGAGAGGGGUCAAGUUGUUGAAACACAAAUCUGGAAACAUGGCGGAGCCCACAGAAUCUUCGGGAACCACUGCUAAAGAUCUCAUCAAUGUUGUCGUUAAGACACCGAAAGACAAAGAAACAAUAGAAAUCAAGCCUGAUGCUACAAUUAAACAGCUUAAAGAUGAAAUCUCCAAGAAGUUCAGUGCUACCGUUGAGCAAUUAUGUCUCAUCUUUGCAGGCAAGAUACUCAAAGAUAAUGAUACCCUGGAACAGAAUAACAUUAAAGACAACAUGGUUGUGCAUCUGGUGAUUAGGUCUAAGAAGGAUCAACCUGGUUCAAGCACAGCAACUUCUAGUAAUCCCGCCUCACCCUCCAACCCCUCCUCCUCAUCGACUACCGCCCCAUCAUCGACCCCAUCCACUAAUGCUCCUGGUGGCAAUCCGUUCUUUGGUGGUCUUGGAGGGCUUGGAGGAAUGGGUCUAGGGAACUUGGCUAAUAUGGGACUAGAUUCAGCUAACUUCGCAGAGAUGCAGCAACAAAUGCAACAACAGUUGGUGAACAAUCCAGACAUGAUGAGGCAAGUAUUGGAUAAUCCCAUAGUUCAAAACAUGAUGCAGAAUCCGGAUAUAUUCAGGAAUCUUGUUCUCAACAAUCCUCAGAUGCAACAGAUCAUGGAGCGAAACCCUGAGGUAUCACACAUGCUGAACAACCCGGAAGUGCUUCGUCAAACCAUGGAGCUCGCUCGUAACCCUGCUAUGAUGCAGGAGAUGAUGAGAUCACAAGACAGAGCACUCAUCAAUCUAGAGAAUAUACCUGGUGGUUACAAUGCACUACGGAGGAUGUAUACAGACAUUCAAGAACCCAUGUUGAAUGCUGCUCAAGAACAACUAGGAGGAAACCCCUUUGCAGCUUUGGCAAACAGUACCUCAACCUCCCAACAGGGGGUGGAGAACACAGAACCUCUCCCUAACCCCUGGGCACCGCCCUCGCAAAGGACCUCAUCCUCGACCACCACGUCAAACACCACAUCAACCAGCAGUACAUCCAGUACCACAUCACCCGGUCUAACUGGAAUUCAACCAGGUGCUAAUAUUUACAACAGUCCUGGGCUACAGAGCCUGAUGCAGCAGAUUCAGAGCAACCCAGCACUGAUGCAGAACAUGGUGCAAGCUCCUUACAUGCAAUCUGUGGUGAGAUCUAUGGUCGAGAACCCAGAUAUGGCAGCACAGGUAAUGAGGAACAAUCCACUGUUUUCUGGUAACCCGCAGCUUCAAGAACAAAUGACGAGGAUGCUGCCAGCUUUCCUCCAGCAAAUGCAAAAUCCUGACGUGCAGCAUGCUUUGACGAACCCUAGGGCUAUGCAAGCCAUCAUGCAGAUACAACAAGGCAUGCAACAACUAGCUACAGAGGCCCCAGGAUUGCUACCUGGCAUGACUGGAGCUGGACUUGGUACCACUCCGUCUGCCUCGACAGGUUCGACCGCUGCCACCACAACGGCUGCUUCAACCACCUCUCCAUCCACCCCAUCCACCACAACGCCAUCAACACCUGCAGGUACGACGACCAGUACCACCACACCAGGUGCACCUCCCAGUCUAAGUGGGUUACCUCCGGUUGGUGAGCCUCAGUUCAAUCAGCUCAUGACUCAGAUGUUACAAGCUCUUGGAACGGGCGGACAGCAAGCUCAGCCACCAGAAGUUAGGUUCCAGGCCCAGCUCCAGCAGCUUUCCUCGAUGGGGUUUGUCGAUCGUGAGGCCAACAUCCGAGCGCUGACGGCCACAGGGGGCGACGUAACUGCAGCCAUCGACAGACUUCUUGCAAGAUGACCGCCUUGAUUCAACAUUUCAGCUCAAAUAUGAUCCUUGCAAUCAAAGUUUGGAGGUACUGAUUUAAUGAUAUUGAUCCCAUACUAGCAUCAGAGUCUCCAGAUAGCAUCAGAUGAAUACACAGAACCUAACAUUGUGUAUUAACACAUUUGUAUAAUAUAAAUCGAUUGAUAAAGAAGUAAAUUAAAAGAAAGAGGAAUAGAAAAGAAGAGAGCAUAAAUUCAAUCCAAGCAAGACCCCACUGGUAAUUUAUGAUAUGAUUCAUACACCUCGUUAAUAUGUGUAUAUAUUUCUCUUUUCGUGAAAGAAAUAUGAAUAGAUUCCCAUAGUUGUAAUAUUCAUUGUUACGUCAUGAUUGGUAUUGUAAUGAUGAAACUCGUUAGAACCGUUUCUGCAAGCCAUUGCCUUAAAAUACUUUGCUCUGUGCAUUUAAUUUAAUAUGUAAUGUGUAUUUUCAGUGAUUGUAUAAUGUGCCCUUUCAGAUUUGUAUAUCAUAUAGAGUGACUGAUAAAGUUAAUCCGACAUGUUUUUUAAUGUUACAUAGUUUCACAAUCCUCAAUUAUUUAUGUGUGUGGGCAAAUUGAGAAAAUGAUGAAUCAGGGCUUCGCUUCCCGAAGCUGUUUUAAAGUUAUAUUACAUGUGAACUGAAGUACAAGCAACUGGUAGAUAAUGAGCCUAAGGUUUUACUGACAUUUUUUUUUUCGACAUAAGUUAAAUCAUAUUCUGAACAUUUCCUUAAAAACUGUGACAGAAAAAUUCUUUACACUUAAAUGUAUCUCUGCACUGCUUCUCAGCAUCCGCGUGAUGUAAUUAGAUUGUAGAAACCUAAAUGGAAAUUUUUUCUCAGUCAUUUGUAAAGUUGUGCAUAACAUUACAAAAAUACUCUUUGGGUCACAGAGAAUGCUUGAAUAUGAAGUAUAGGAUUUAAUGAGAUGGUUUUAAUGAAUAUUCCAUGUUUUAUAAUAUCUUAUUACAUUUCAUUUAUACUGUGAAAGAGAUAGAGAGAAGGAAACAAAUAACGGCAAAUUAUUGCAGACAUGUGAAUUCCCUGAGGUAUUAGGAGCUAUGAAAGAGGACAGGAGUGCAAGAAGUGAUCAGAAAAGGAUCGUUUUUAAUUAGGUUUCAAAUAUAGACAGAUUUUCUUUCUGUAGGUGUAUUUCAGUUGGCAUGAGACAUGUACUUGAUUACAGCUUGCAAGAGAAAUGUAAAUGAUGUCAGUAUUCAUUCUUAUAUUAUGGUAAGGCAAAGGUUGGUUAAAAACAUGGUAUUUCCUUUAGGUUUUUCUGCUAAUGGAGUGUUUCAGCUUUAUCUAUAUUCUAUUCUGGUUUUAAGGUAUUAAUGCUCUUCUUGUUUACACACAAAGUUUUAGGUAUUUCUAUAUAAACCAAAUCCUCAUCCUUUUUAGCAUUAUAUUCUGCAACAUACUUUAUCAUAUACGGUUUGAGCAUCGAGCAUGGUCAGAAUAUAUAUAGCAUUAAAUGUACACUUAGAUAUUGACUAUUCACGUGAUAUUGCCCCCCCCCCCCAUAAUGGCUAUGCUUGUCCUUUUCAUUCAUUGCAGAUUAAAAUAACACACAAUUUCAAUUUAAUGUCAGAACUUAAGUCAUUUUGUGUUAGUAGUCAAAUUUGUUGUAAAAUUUUUCCUCUUAAUAGUUUAGAAUUAUGUUUAUCUUGCCUUUAUUGGGCUUUAUCACACUUGUUUACAUGAUGUACACAUACACCAGGGCUCGACAUUAGCAGUGGCCCGGGGCAACCUAAAUUGUGAGUCGGGCAACCAACAUUUUUUUUGAAAGCCCACACUUGCUGGCCCAGUCAGGCUACCAAAGUUUUGAUAAAUUGUAUUGUUUUCUGUCGUUUUAAGGCUACCAAAUUUGCAAUGCAGGCCAAUAAAAUUAUGAAAUUGAUGACUUUGUGGACCGAUUAGGACACCAAGAAAAAAAUGGUAGUGUGGAGCCUUGCAUAUACACAUCUGAAAAUGUUUUAAACAAAGUAUAGUGGCUGGGCAUCUGCCAAGGACACAGUGUAUAAAAAGGUCAUUAUGACAUCACCCACCUUACACAAAUUAUGAUGUACCUGUAUACUGUGAUCAUGCAUGCUAUUACCCAGAUGACAUGCAUCAUAUAUGUGCUUUGGCACUACUGAUAUCAUUUGCAUACAUAGAUGUCAAUGGUAUUUUAUCAUUUUCCCCCUCAUAGUAUAUCUAUGCUGUAUUAUUAAUGAUGGGAUUAUAUUCUAUCCUGUCAGCUACAAUGAUUAUGUUUCUUGAAAAUUCGCAUGAAUAUUCAUGGAAGGCAGAUAAGAGGACUGUAGUCGGUUAAUUAGGUUUUAGGUUAGUUAAUAUUGAAUUGGCUGUUUGAGUUGUUUACAUCAUUGAUGUUCCUUGCAAAAAAAAAGAUUUGCUACUGUAAACUUAUUUUUACCAUUCCCUUUUUUGCAUUUUAUGAAAAAUUAUAUAGAAUUUAUAAUUUUGUUUUUGGAAUCUUUAGUUUUAAUGAUGGUGCCCCUUUUUUCAAAGGGGAGUUCAUAUUGAAUCCAUGGUAUUGACUUAUGAUAAUUACAUUUUCACUAUAUUCACUAGUAUUUUGGGAUGAAAUCGUAUGCUGUUGUAGUUUCUCCAGCGUUAAUAAGCAUGGUCAGGUUUUAACUCUUUAUUAUUUCUUUUUCAAUGGAAUAAUGAUCAUGCUAUUUGACAUGUCCUUGUGAAGUUGAUUAUUUUAGUAAUUAGUCUUUGUCUUACACCAAGUGAUAUCAUGUGUGGUGUUGAAGGCUGGUGUUAAUAUUUGGGCCUAAAGAUUGGCUCUCAGCCUUAAUAAGGACUGGUGUUAGGAUGAACACCUCUCAGUGUUGAGUUCUGCAGACUGAUUCAAAAGCUCAUCUCUAAUAACCCAAAACCAAACACCGUACAGUGUACUUGAAAUCACCAAAAGUUUACUGCAGCCGUAAUACUAAUUCUGCUUGUAUGUCGUUUUGACUCUUGUUUAUUUUACCAUGCACAUUCUCUAUUUAUCCUACAAUAUUCCUUUCAUUGUUUACAUUAUAUUGCAUUGAGUCCUAGUUUAUUAAUAUGCAUCCAUUCUUUUUUUUAUUACUAUAAGUAAUUUGAUCACAUUUUGUAGAUUUUUUUUUAAUUCCUUCUUGAAUUUUGUAAAUUCCUUUUGAUAACCUUAUGUAGUUUAGCAUCAGCAAAUCUUGUCAUUUGU